This is a messenger RNA of Leucoraja erinaceus (little skate), 5267 nucleotides long. It is a transcript of the gene iqcb1, whose product is annotated as IQ motif containing B1. Gene Ontology annotation, cellular component: cilium. NCBI's taxonomy places the organism in Eukaryota, Metazoa, Chordata, Chondrichthyes, Rajiformes, Rajidae. The transcript has 14 exons. The record is from RefSeq and is a predicted model, not a curated record. Gene Ontology annotation, molecular function: calmodulin binding. Bases 1888 to 3726 code for a protein of 612 amino acids. Gene Ontology annotation, biological process: cilium assembly.
UCUUAGUCCACAGGUUCUUACAAACACAUCUGGCCACAACUGGUCAGUACACAACUGCCACGCGAAAGUGAAACCACGAGAAAACAGCAGCCCCUCCCGAGUCACGUGGCCGCGGCUUCCGAACGCCGGGUUCGAUACCUGCGUGCGCCAGGUAUCGAACCUAAUUCUAUAAUUUUGUCGAUAGUUUUAAAAGUUGCUUGUGGCAAUGACCAAGUUGGAAAAAUAAUGUCAGAUUAUGGCGCUGUUAGCAACUUUAUUGACAUCAUCAUCGUUGAAAACAUCAACGGGCACGGUGCCUUACAUUGCAAUGUACGACAGUGAUCGCAACUUCUACUGAAGUUGGAAGAGACAACUGAAGAUGGGGGAGACGGUUUAGUCCCCGACUAUCCGACCAUGGAGCAGGUAGCACGGGAUUACAUGGUACCCGUGGCGGGGGGAACUCCCCCCGACCUGACCUUAAAACUAUACUGUUUAAGAAGGAACUGCAUAUGCUGGAAAAUCGAAGGUACACAAAAAUGCUGGAGAAACUCAGCGGAUGCAGCAGCAUCUAUGGAGCGAAGGAAAUAGCAACAUUUCGGGCCAAAACCCUUCUUCGGGCCGAAACCCUUCUUUGUUGUGUGCUAACCAGUCAGUGGAAAGACAAUACAUGAUUACAAUCGAGUUCUUCACAUUGUACAGAUGAUACAUGAUACAGGAAUAACGUUCAGUGUAAGAUAAAGCCAGUAAAGACCGAUCAAAGAUAGUCCGUGGAUUUCCAAUGAGAUAGAUAGUAGUUCAGGACGAAGAUAGACACAGAAUGCUGGAGUAACUCAGCAGGACUGGCAGCAUCUCUGGUGAGAAGGACUGGGGGACAUUUCGGGGCGAGACCCUUCUUCAGACCUGAAACGUCAUCUAUUCCUUCUCUCCAGAGGUGCUGCCCGUCCCGCUGAGUUACUCCAGCAUUUUGAGUCUACCUUCGGGUGAAAACCAAAGAUCAUCCGCUCUAUGAUCUUUGGUGAAAACCAGCAUCUGCAGUUCUUGAUUCUUGGUUUCUUGGUCCUCCAAAAUAUUCCAAAUGGAGGUGGUGGAGGGAAGACAUAAGCCAGAAAAGGGUUUGGGGGAGAAAGAGCUACCUUAAAUUUAGUUGUAUCUGGUUGGGUGACUAUGGGCUAAGUGUUCGGCUGGCGACCGGAAGGUAACCGGUUCGAAUCCCGCUUGGAGUGCAUACUGUCGUUGUGUCCUUGGGCAAGACACAUCACCCACCUUUGCCUGUGUGUGAAUGUGUGUGAGUGAUUGGUGGUGGUCGGAGAGGCCGUAGGCACAGAUUAGCUGCCACGUUUCCGUCAGUCUGCCCCAGGGCAGCUGUGGAUACAGAAGUAGCUCACCACCACCGAGUGUGACUGAGGAGUGAAUGAAUAAUGCGAUGUAAAGCGCCUUGAGUAUUAGAAAGGCGCUAUAUAAAUCCCAUCCAUUAUUAUUAUUAUUAUGGUAGGGUGAAGGUUAUUCCAUGCUUUAAUUAUGCGGGGUAGGAACGAAUUGCUGUGCACAUCUGUCUUGGUAACUGGAAUCUCAAAUUGGAUCGACUGCCCUCUGUACAUCAUCUUCCCACAAGUAGUUCAGAGACUGCUCUUUAGUUGUUGGUAGGACAGUUCAGUUCUUGGUUCUUGGUUUCUUGGUCCUCCAAAAUAUUCCAAAUGCCUGAUAACAGCUGGGAACAAACUGUUCCUGAAUCUAUUUGGUUAUGUCUGCAACUGCAAGCAGUCAUGCAUUGUAACUGUCGUGCAGGUAUAAUAAUUAAAGGGUGAUUUUGUUGAUAUCACUCUGAGAAGUCUGCGUGGAGAGUGUUGCUGCAGAGCAGAUGGGCUCCGUUGCCAUGGAAACCGCGAGCCACUGCGGCCUAGUGGGGCGAUGGCGGGCAGCAGCCUCGGCAGCUCGGCGUCGGAAGGCGGAGCGACCAAGCGGAAUGCAGUCAAGGACUAUUUGGAUCAAGAUUCAAAGAGGGAUGUUCACGUUUUUCAUUUGGCAACUGAAGUUGCAGAAAGCCCGGAAAAUAAGAUCCCCAUACUGCUGCUGAAGUUAAAAGAUAUCUUAAAAGGACCUCCAUUUGGAAGCCGUGAGUUAAAGCAGUUGAAGGAGGAUAUUUAUUACUAUGACCUGAUUCAGUACUGCGUACUGGUGCUUGCUCUGGACUUCCGCAACAUCCGAGGGCAAUGGUUCACAGCCGUGCAGCUGGCUGACAUACUCAGCACUGUCUGUGUGGGUCUGGAUCCAAAGAAUGAUGCAGAAGAAUUUCACGACAAAGUGUUGCCAUCAGCUGCAGACAAUCUAAUGUUGCUGGCACGAAGACUGCAGGCUCGCUUUCUCAAAGCUGAUGAGGAUGAUGAUAAACAAGAUUUUCUCCGCUAUUUCCACCAUGUGACUGACUCUCUUUGCUGGCUGCUAAGUGGCCACGCUCAUCUGACUCCGCAUGUCUUUCAGUCUGAUCAACUGCUCCAGUUGCUGCUCACUGACGAUAUGGAAACCACUGUCAUCAUGGUGUCUGUUCUGCUCAGUAUUCUCCAGCUCAACAGAACACUGCUGCUGUCUGUGAAGGAGAGAAGCAUCCAAUUAAUCCUGGACGAGGUAAUUUACGAGCUGUUUGAAAACACCAACCCAGUUAUCGGAAGCACAUGCAUUAAAAUCAUGCUGUUGAUUGUGGAAUCCCACCCUCCUACCCUGCAAAUGCUCAGGAAUUCCUACAAAGGUUUAAGUCGUCUUUUGAAUAAACUGUGGACAGGACGAGGUUUUGACGAGGACUUGUAUCAGCUCUUAGAACUGCUCCAUGUCGGGUCCUUCCAAGGAGUGAAGGAGCAGAAAUUUUACAGAGCUGCAAGCUUGAUCCAAGCAACGUGGAGAGCCCAUCAGACAAGAAAGCGGGUGAAGAAACUGCCAAAAGUUGUGACACAUUUACAAAGGAGUUUCAGGGCAAAACGUGCACAGGAUGCACAGCGGCUCGAGAAGGAGAGAGAGGAAGAGGAGCUGAGACACCUGCUUCAGCUACAGAGACAUCGGGCUCUUCGAGACUUUCGUCAGCGACAACUGGGCCUACUGGAAAUAGUCCCUGCAAGUGAAAUCGCGAAAUACCUAAAGCAUGAGAAGGAGCAAUCGGCAAUGGUGAUUCAGAAGGUCUGGCGUGGAUACAGACAGAGACAAAGCUUCAGCCAGCAGAAGUCGUCCCUGAAGAAAUUCAAGGCAGCCAUCAUUAUACAGAGAUCUGUGUUGAGGUUCUUAGAAAAACGUAGAAACCUGAGAAGAGAUAUCCUCACCUGGCGCGGACCGAAGGGUCUGACGGAUACACGGAGACAAGAACUGCGUGCCCAACUGGUGGACUAUGUCAAACAUCAUGCAGUUACUCAUGUGACAGAGGAGAGGACAAAGGAACAACACGCCCAGGUCCAGGAGAUGCUGGGUCAGUACCUCAUGAGGAGAAACUUAGAACGGAGGUCGGAGCUGCGGGGAGAGGCUCUGCUAGCCCAGAUUAACACCGACAUUGAGCUACUGAUGAGCGCUCCCAGCCUGAAGGAGGCGACUGAGAAGGACGUGGAGCUCUUUAACUGCAGGUCCGCUCCAGUGGCAGCCAGGGCCAAGCAGUGCCACGGUGCCAUGCUGCAGUCCGUCAGGGGCCCCUGGUGGAAGAAACUGGGCGACGAGAUGCAGGAUCCCGACACGAUCUACGCGGACGACGCGGACCUUGAUCUCGUCCUGUGAGCGGUGGAACGCAGGCCGCGGGCAUCGUGCGCCAGGCUGAUGUGCGGGAGGAGAGGUGGGGUGUGUGGGCUGGCAACGUUGUGGCCCGUGGGCGGCAAGCAGGAGGCGCUUGCAUCCUUUGUCCACGUGUGCAGUGGGAGGGAAAGCACUUGCGGAGCCCAAUUCCCAGCUUUUUACUGCACCUCGGACCAGGUGACAAUACACUGAGACUGAAACUGAGCUACUGCCUCACAGCGCCGGAGAACCGGAUUCGAUCCUGCGCUCGGGUGCCAUCUGUGUGGAGUCUGCAGGUUCUCCCGGAGACCGUGUGGGUCUGCUCCGGUUUCCUCCCGCGUCCCAAAGAUGUGCGGGAAGGAACCGCAGGUGCUGGUUUAUACCGCAGAAAGACACAAAGUGCUGGAGUAAUUCAGCGGGUCAGGCAGCAUCUCUGGAGGAAAAGAAUAGGUAACGUUUCGGGUCGGAAACCCGAUCCUAAAACUUCCGAGCCCGAGUCUGAAGAAGGGUUCUGACCCGAAACAUCACCUAUAUAACCAUAUAACCAUAUAACAAUUACAGCACGGAAACAGGCCAUCUCGGCCCUUCUAGUCCGUGCCGAACACUUAUUCUCCCCUAGUCCCAUCUACCUGCACUCAGACCACAACCCUCCAUUCCUUUCCCGCCCAUAUACCUAUCCAUUUUAUUUUUAAAUGAUAAAAUCGAACCUGCCUCCACCACUUCCACUGGAAGCUCAUUCCACACAGCUACCACUCUCUGAGUAAAGAAGUUCCCCCUCAUGUUGCCCCUAAACUUCUGUCCCUUAAUUCUCAAAUCAUGUCCUCUUGUUUGAAUCUUCCCUACUCUCAAUGGGAAAAGCUUAUCCACGUCAACUCUGUCUAUCCCUCUCAUCAUUUUUAAGUCCUCUAUCAAGUCCCCCCUUAACCUUCUGUGCUCCAAAGAAUAAAGACCUAACUUGUUCAACCUUUCUCUGUAACUGAGGUGCUGAAACCCAGGCAACAUUCUAGUAAAUCUCCUCUGUACUCGCUCUAUUUUGUUGACAUCUUUCCUAUAAUUUGACGACCAGAAUUGUACACCAUAUUCCAGAAUUGGCCUCACCAAUGCCUUGUACAAUUUUAACAUUACAUCCCAACUUCUAUACUCAAUGCUCUGAUUUAUAUAGGCCAGCAGACCAAAAGGUUUCUUUACCACCCUAUCUACAUGUAAGUGGUAGCGAAUUCAUGUUCUUCAGUGAUGCUGCCUGACCCGCUGAGCUACGCUGACAUUUUGUGUCUAUCAAAGAAGGGCAGGUUUGCAGGUUAAUUGCCCCUAGUGGAUGGGAAAGUGGGAUAACAUAGAACCUGUGGGAACGGCUGAUCAAUGGGCGGUGUGGGCUCAGUGAGCCCAAGGGCCUCCAGUAUUUUCAUGCUGUAUCCCUAAACUGAACUCAGUAUUUUCUUUUGAAAGCAGUGGCUGUUAUGGUGCUGAAAGAGUUGGUAACAGACUACAGACAACAACCUCGCAAACCACAAUUGUUCCUUUUUAAUAAAGUUUAUUUAAAUUAUAAA